Daktulosphaira vitifoliae (grape phylloxera) is the source of this 825-nucleotide messenger RNA. RefSeq names its product 39S ribosomal protein L40, mitochondrial (gene mRpL40). The coding region runs from base 148 to 741 and encodes 197 amino acids. The transcript has 2 exons. NCBI's taxonomy places the organism in Eukaryota, Metazoa, Arthropoda, Insecta, Hemiptera, Phylloxeridae. The record is from RefSeq and is a predicted model, not a curated record. Gene Ontology annotation, cellular component: mitochondrial large ribosomal subunit; mitochondrial ribosome.
GACAUACAACAACUUUGUAAUUUUAAUUCUUAGAGUUUUCUUUCAAAGGAAAUACAACAUUUUUCAAUUGAAUUGAUAGCCUAAUUUUUUUUUUAUAAAUAAAUUUUCUAAUGUCAAAUAUUUAUAUUUUAGCUUUAUCGUAAGAAAAUGUUCAAAUUAUUUUCAAAUUUAGUAAUAAAUCAAAAUGUACUGGGAACAGUGCGAAAUAUUUCCUCAUGUAAUGGUCCAUUAUUCUUUAGAGCAUCCAUACCAAUGUUUGCUGAACCUUUAAAAAAGAAAAAACGUUUGGAUCCUCAAAUUUUAAAAGCACGAGAGGAUAGAAAACGUAAAAAAGUUGAAAAAGCUAUAAAAAGACUUGAGAAGGUUUCAAAAACAUUAAAACCUAUUGAUGAGAUACAACUGAUGGCAGCACUUAAUAAUGAAAUAGGGAAUAGACAACGACCGCCUAUUGAUAUUAACAAUGAAAAACUUGAAGAACGAAUAAGAACAUUAAAAAUGUGGUCAAAAUAUAAGCAUGAUGAACAUAUUUUUAAUCUUCAAGUUCUAAGUGAUUUAGAAUACUCACAACAGCGAGCAUUAAAUGAAUUACGUGAAAUCUCUGAAGAGCUUUAUCAGGCUGCCAUUCAAAUAGAUGAAUCCUUGUUACCUUACACUUUAGAAGGUCCUGUAGAAACUCCUCCAAUUGAAAACUAUGAAAGUCCAGAUGGUGAAUAUACUGAUAUAUCAAAAAAAUGGGAUUAAACAAUAAAGUAGAUACAAAUAGACUUGUUCAAUAUUAAUUGAUGAUUUAAAUAAAAAAAUUACAAAAUGAAUUUUUAUUUCAAA